Messenger RNA from Striga asiatica, 2961 nucleotides. Lineage: Eukaryota; Viridiplantae; Streptophyta; Magnoliopsida; Lamiales; Orobanchaceae. The record is from the annotation of a GenBank genome assembly.
CUCAAAUAUCACUUUCUCUGCAUAUUAUUAUCGAGAUGCGCGUGUAGGAUAAAGACCGAGGCAGCUCUUGCCCAGCCUCACUUUUUCAUUUUCUUGUAAAAACCCCACUUCUCAAAAUCCUCUCUUUGUAAAGAAGAAAAAAAGCAAAAUAAACCUCAUUUUGUUGUCACUUUAACAACAAGAAGAAAAAAAAUUAUCUUGAUGAGUGAGAGAGGAGGCUCUCUGUGAGAAGAGAGCCUGCCUGUUCAUGCAAACGAUCAAAACCCCACCUUUUUUAUUCCAAGAAACUAUUUUCUCUUGUGGGCUUUUCUUUUUCUUAUCCCUGAUAAUUUGUUUUGGAAUUUAAAUGGCCCUUUGUUUGCACAGAGAGAGCAAUAGUAGUGGAAGCAAUAAUAGCAGCAAGCAGCAGCAAAUGGAUGCUGGGAAGUACGUGAGGUACACGCCCGAGCAAGUGGAGGCUCUUGAGAGGGUUUAUGCUGAGUGCCCAAAGCCAACUUCUUUGAGGAGGCAACAGCUCAUCAGGGAGUGUCCCAUUCUUUCUAACAUUGAGCCUAAGCAAAUCAAAGUUUGGUUUCAAAAUCGAAGAUGCCGUGAGAAACAGAGGAAAGAAUCCUCUCGUCUCCACUCUGUUAACAGGAAACUAACCGCCAUGAACAAGCUGCUAAUGGAAGAAAAUGACCGAUUGCAAAAGCAGGUUUCGCAUUUGGUUUAUGAUAAUGGGCACAUGCGCCAAAAGCUACAGACUACUGUGAGCAAAACUACUACUACUGAUACAAGCUGUGAGCCGGCCGUUAAGAGCGGUAGGCAAAAACAGCAAAACCCAACACAUCAGCAUCCUCAGACAGAUGCUAAUAGCCCAGCUGGUCUCCUUAGUGUUGCUGAGGAGACCCUGACACAGUUCCUUGGUAAGGCUACUGGAACUGCUGUUGAUUGGGUGCAGAUGAUUGGGAUGAAGCCUGGUCCGGAAUCUAUUGGCAUCAUUGCUGUUGCCCGCAACUGUAGUGGAAUAGCCGCACGAGCUUGCGGCCUCGUGAGUCUCGAGCCCACAAAGGUUGCUGAAAUAUACAAAGAUCGAAUGUCUUGGUAUCGUGAUUGCCGGUGCCUUGAUGUUGCAAGCAUUAUCCCCACAGGAAAUGGGGGUACAAUCGAGCUUAUAUAUAUGCAGACUUAUGCGCUCACAACUUUAGCAUUGGGUCGUGAUUUUUGGACUCUGAGAUACACUACCACUUUGGAAGAUGGCAGUCUUGUGAUUUGUGAAAGAUCAUUAACUUCAUCGACUGGUGGUCCAAACGGACCCAACUCUAACUGCUUCGUAAGAGCUAAAAUGCUACCGAGUGGUUGUUUAGUACGUCCUUGUGAAGGUGGUGGCUCGAUUAUCCACAUUGUUGACCACAUUGACUUGGAUGCAUUGAGUGUUCCUGAAGUGUUAAGGCCACUGUUCGAAUCGUCGAAAAUCCUCGCGCAAAAGAUGACUAUUGCCGCCUUUCGUCAUAUCAGGCAGAUUGCUCAAGAAAUCAGUGGAGAGAUCCAAUGUAGUAGUAAUGGCCGCCAGCCUGGCGUGCUCAGGGCAUUAAGUCAACGAUUGUGCCGGGGCUUUAAUGAUGCUGUUAAUGGGACUGUUGAUGAUGGUUGGUCUGUAAUGGAUAGUGAUGGUUUGGAUGAUGUCACCAUAGCCAUUAAUUCAUCACCGAGCAAGUUUUGCGGUUCUCAGUUUAACUCACUUUCUAUGCUCCCGACUUUUGGAGGCGUUCUUUGUGCACGAGCUUCCAUGCUUCUUCAGAAUGUGCCUCCUGCUUUGCUUGUCCGUUUCUUGAGAGAGCACCGUUCGGAAUGGGCUGAUUAUGGGGUUGAUAUUUACUCGGCUGCUUCUCUCAAGUCGAGUCCUUAUGCAGUUCCUUGUACAAAACUCGGUGGUUUUCCGAGCAGCCAAGUUAUUUUACCGCUUGCACAAACUGUAGAACACGAGGAGCUCUUGGAGGUUGUUCGUUUGGAGGGCCAUGCAUUCUCACCUGAGGACAUAGCUUUGUCUAGAGAUAUGUACUUAUUACAGGAUGGGCCAAAUGGGACUCGGACUUUGGAUUUGGCUUCGACUCUUGGGGUUCGUUCGGCAGGUGAAGAAGUUGAUGCGAAUGUUAAUCAAAAUUCGAGGUCCGUUUUAACAAUUGCUUUCCAAUUCGUUUUCGAGAGCCAUUAUCAAGAAAAUGUAGCUGCUAUGGCUCGUCAAUACGUACGAAGUAUAGUUGGCUCGGUUCAAAGAGUUGCAAUGGCUAUUGCCCCUUCUCGACUUGGAUCGGAUAUUGUUCCGAAACCACCUGAAAAUUCACCCGAGGCUUUAAUGCUUGCACGAUGGAUUUGUAGGAGCUAUAGGUUGCAUACUCGGAGAAAGCUAUUUCAAGUCGAUUCGCAAUCGGGAGAAGAUUCUGUUUUGAAAAAACUAUGGAAUCACACAGAUGCUAUUAUGUGCUGCUCGGUUAAGAUGAAUUCGUCUGCAGUUUUUACAUUUGCGAACCAAUCGGGUCUCGACAUGAUGGAAACAACUCUAGUGGCCCUUCAGGAUAUAAUGCUCGAGAAGAUUCUAGAUGAAUCCGGUCGCAAGAUUCUCCUCUCAGAGUUCUCUAAUAUCAUGCAACAGGGUUUUGCGUAUUUGCCAGCUGGAGUUUGUGUUUCGAGCAUGGGUCGACCCGUAUCUUACGAACAGGCUAUUGCAUGGAAGGUUCUUAACGAUGAUGACUCGAAUCACUGCUUGGCUUUCAUGUUUAUGAAUUGGUCUUUUGUGUAACUGAAUUUAUUUACUAUUCGCAUUCGAACGAUUUAGCAUUAAGUUAUUUUGUGAAUCUUUAUUUUGGCAAAACCCUAAAGUUGUUUUGAACACUCAUAUUAGGGUUUGUACUGAACUAAUUAGACAUAUAUGCUAAGGUAAACUUAAAUCACUCUAUUUUGAAUGUCAUAUGUUUGUUCAAG